Anopheles maculipalpis is the source of this 784-nucleotide messenger RNA. RefSeq names its product antigen 5 like allergen Cul n 1-like. The record is from RefSeq and is a predicted model, not a curated record. NCBI's taxonomy places the organism in Eukaryota, Metazoa, Arthropoda, Insecta, Diptera, Culicidae. The transcript is spliced from 3 exons. The coding region runs from base 1 to 783 and encodes 260 amino acids.
AUGGCCAUGUGGAUCGCGUGUGUCACAGUUGUGCUUCUGCUUGUCCUGUCGGAGGUGAACGCAAGUGGCAAAUACUGCAAAAGCGAUCUUUGUCCUCGUGGAGGUCCUCACGUUGGUUGUAAUGCACCCCCAGCGUCUGGCGGUCCAACAUGCCGGAGCAAAAAGAACGCCAAGAAAAUCUCCCUGAAUAAGUUCCAAACUUUUAUUACGGACGAACACAACCUCAACCGUUCCAACAUUGCGCUGGGCAGGAUUUCACCCUAUCCGAAGGCGGUCAAGAUGCCAACACUAACGUGGGAUAAGGAGCUAGCUGAUCUUGCCGAUGCAAAUGCACGCUCGUGUAUCUAUGGUCACGAUAAGUGUCGCGCAACGAAGACCUUCCCGUACGCUGGACAAAACAUUGCCAUCACACAGUUCUUUGGAUAUAAAUUCACCGAGAAGGACAUUAUCCAUAAGUUUAUCUCGAGCUGGUGGAGUGAAUAUUUGGAUGCACAUCCGGAACAUAUUCAAAAGUAUCCCUCAUCGUACAGAGGAAAACCAAUCGGUCACUUCACGCAGAUCGCCAGUGAUCGUAGCACAAAGGUGGGCUGCUCGAUGUGGUACUGGAAGGAUGGUCAGAUGGAUGUUUACUAUUUCGUAUGCAACUACUCGACGACAAAUAUUAUGGAUCGUUCCGUGUACCAGUCCGGUCCUACCGGCUCAAAGUGCCAAACUGGAAGAAACCCCAAAUUCCCUGGACUCUGCAACGCUAGAGAAGAGCCACGUUCGAUUAUGGAUCCUUAAA